Molecule: messenger RNA, 750 nt
Organism: Heterobilharzia americana
Lineage: Eukaryota; Metazoa; Platyhelminthes; Trematoda; Strigeidida; Schistosomatidae
Source: the annotation of a GenBank genome assembly
AUGGGAUUCACAACCUUACUAGUCUCAGCGCGCAUUUUGAAAGCAGUUCGUGGGUUCGUCGCUUACUUCAAGUACAGUUUUUCCGGAUCACGUCUACCUGAAGACUUCAAAUCAAACGACGGUCAUUCGAAUAUUUUUUGGUGGCUUAAUGGACAUAAAUCAGAAGCGGUAAGGGAUCGCUUGAAAGCUUACUUACGUCCAUAUCUCAGUUCAACGCAUUCAAGAGCAUAGCAGGAGAGCUGGAACACCAAGGACGGAAGUUGUCACCGUGAGAUACUGGCUUUCGCAUCGAGUAAUCAACUUUCGAUGCCGACUCUCAGAAGAAGUGGUCAACGCGUGAUCGACUGAUUCAUUCAAAAGAGUACUGGACCCCCAACACAAACAGUCAAAAUAAGUUCAUAGUCUUCUGCACUCAAGCCCAAAAUGUGAAGCCGUAAUCCCAGAAAACACAAUUACAGAACCUGUGAAAUUUGCGAAACUUGCAGCGAAACAAAAAGGUAUUGAAGACCUGUAGAAAGGCAUUUGAAUUAUGAUAGAUACGGCAAUUUACCACUUCAUCCACUGCCUACCUUUUUUUACUUGUUUCUUUCAAGUUAGUUUUUUUAAUACAGAUAAUUCUGCAGUUUCGCUGUUCUUGUUCAAUUUACAUUGAUCCAUCAGUUUUGAGGAAUAAUGCAGUUAAGUAUUACUCAGUUAAUGAUAUGUACCUACAAAUUGCUAAACUAAAUAAAAUCGGUUUAUCUAUGCUGC